This is a messenger RNA of Coregonus sp. 'balchen', 31009 nucleotides long. The record is from the annotation of a GenBank genome assembly. NCBI's taxonomy places the organism in Eukaryota, Metazoa, Chordata, Actinopteri, Salmoniformes, Salmonidae.
AUGAGGAACAUUCCGGGUAAGGAAUUUUAAAAAGGAGUUAAGUUGACCUUGAUGGCUGUAAAGAACUGAUGUAACACCAUCCAAGACUGUCAGAGAGAUUUGAUAUUGACAGCUUUCAGAUAUUCCACCGUGUCUUGAUUGGACCUGGCCAUCGUCCCUCAGCCAAUCAGAGCUUCCUCAGCAGUAAUUGUUACAUGAUCACAAUUAGUUUUUUUUCUUCACAGGUUGUCAUGACAGUUAGCAUAGGUGUUGCUGGCGAUUUUGAAGAAGAAUUUGCUAACUUGAACCACAACCUUUUCCUCAAAUGUGAAGUUCUUUUGGAAAAAUUGUUAUGUUUAGCUAAGAAUAUAGAGCCUGUUUUUUAUCCUCUUGAAUCAGACCUUUGGGGACUUUUCUCUAUUUCAAGGCAGCGGCUCAUAUUCCUUACUUUCUUAAUAAAGUUAAUAACAUUUCCGAUUUCGAGGAGGAAGGGAUUAGUACCACAAUACUCUAUCCAUUUCCCUGGCUACAAUAGGCCUCAUGACAAUUGCUUCGAUUAAAAAACAAAGUCAAAGCCCAGACACAUAAAAUCUAAAAGAGUUAGCUUCAUGGUGGUGCACUGAAUCCAACCGCUGCCACGUUGUACCAUCCUCAUCAUUUCCACUGUAAGCAUGGGGUCUUUGGCUCUGUCUGUCCCCAUCUCUCAGCCUCGGCCAUGUCCUCAUCUGCUCCAAUUCCCCGUCCCAGUUCCCUGCCUCCACUAUAGUCCCUUGCGGCGCUGUGGCUGAGAUGGCACUAGCGUAGCGUCACACGCUAACACAGGCUAACACAGAGGGACAGGGACAGGGACAGUUUUGCCUACCUUCCCAGACUCCCAUCUUAUGAAAGGGCCAUUGUAGGACACUGCUGUAUUUAAGCAGAUACAGUGGCAAGAAAAAGUAUGUGAACCCUUUGGAAAUACCCGGAUUUCUGUAUAAAUUGGUCAUACAAUUUGAUCUGAUCUUCAUCUGUCACAACAAUAGAAAAACAGUCUGCUAAACUAAUAACACACAAACAAUUAUACGUUUUCAUGUCUUUAUUGAACACACGUGUAAACAUUCACAGUGCAGGGUGGGAAAAAGUGUUCUAAAACUUUUGACCGGUAGUGUAUAUUUUUAACUGUGCUGUUUCACAAAAAUUCUGAACCUAUAUACAUUUUACAGACACAGUUAGCUAACUAUCACACUAAACAACUUUGGUCACUGUGGUCCCUGGGCCAAAAACAUACAUUGACAUCUACAUUUAGCUGUCUUGUCUAGACCAGACAGAAUUAUGGCGACCCACGUUGGUAAACACACUAGACUGUUGGCUCUGGUCUGGACAAAGAGGUGAAUCGAUCAGGCUGAUUGUCAUUAAAAGGCCAUCAACUCUGAUGUGAUCAAUACGUGUGUGGCAGAUGUGGCCUGUUUGGCCAGAGGGCGUUAGCCAGCCUGCAAAGUCAGCACAGUGUGGCAACACUAGACUGCAUCCAAAAUGGCACCCUAUUCCCUAUAUAGUGCACUAAUUUCCACAGGGCUCUGGUCAAAAGUAGUGCACUAUAUAGGGAAUAGGGUGCCAUUUCACAAAAAGAUACCAGCUUCCAUUGCUCUGUAUAUUUCAAGCACUCUGAGAGCAUAUACUGUAGCUAGCUAUGUAGGUUCCUUUCUGGUUUGUAGUAUAUUGGAGUCAUGCUUUCUGUAGGUCCCUUUCAAACUAUUCUGGGCCGAUUUUUCUGGAACUAGAUCCUAACCCUUGUAGAUAUUUUACGACAAAGCUCAUAAAAAAAGCGUUGCAUUUUAAGUUUGUUUAUUAGCAUUCGGUGAAUCAUUUGUAAUCUACAAAUGAUACAUCAGCAUAGACAGUUGCUAUUUGUCUUCAGUAGGAAUAGGCUAUGUCUAUAUGUUUCUAUUCAAAUGUCAUACUACAAAGACCAGACUGACAGAUAGCGAUAUCAGAGGCAAUCUUCCUCCUGCAUCAAAGAGGAGGGAAGAGGUAACUCACAGAAGGUGAGAGAAGGGGAGUGGGAAGGGGGAGGGGGGUGAGAGAGGGCGUGAGGAGAGGGUGAGAAAGAGGGAAGGUGUUGCUGCAAUGCAGUGCUCACCGUACCACAGGGCCCCCAUGUCACAGCUAUUAAUAAUGAGUGCUAUUCCAUACAUCAGCUAUUCAGGAGGGAUCCUGGCAACCAGAGCCCCCGCGCCAAACAACCAGGUUAUUUAUAGAUUUGGGGGUCAGGAGAUUUUUUUGAGCAGGCAGUGUAGGGGUGAGCCUUCACAUGCUAGGAGAAGGAGACAGUAUGUGCAUGUGUGGUGGGGAUGUGAGGAGAUCGGGGUGCAUGUGGCCGUGUGGUGGCAGGACAACAACCUCUCCCUCAACGUGAUCAAGACAAAGGAGAUGAUUGUGAACUACAGGAAAAAGAAGAGGACUGAGCAUGCCCCCAUUCUCAUCGACGGGGCUGUAGAGGAGCAGGUUGAGAGCUUCAAGUUCCUUGGUGUCCACAUCACCAAAAAACGAACAUGGUCCAAGCACACCAAGACAGUCGUGAAGAGGGCACAACAAAACCUAUUCCCCCUAAGGAGACUGAAAAGAUUUGGCAUGGGUCCUCAGAUCCUCAAAAGGUUCUACAGCUGCACCAUCGAGAGCAUCCUGACUGGUUGCAUCACUGCCUGGUAUGGCAACUGCUCGGCCUCCGACCGCAAGGCACUACAGAGGGUAGUGCGUACGGCCCAGUAUAUCACUGGGGCCAAGCUUCCUGCCAUCCAGGACCUCUGUACCAGGCGGUGUCCUAAAAAUUGUCAAAGACUCCAGCCACCCUAGUCAUAGACUGUUCUCUCUGCUACUGCACGGCAAGUGGUACCGGAGCACCAAGUCUAGGUCCAAGAGGCUUCUAAACAGCUUCUACCCCCAAGCCAUAAGACUCCUGAACAUCUAAUCAAAUGGCUACCUAGACUAUUUUACGCUGCUGCUACUCUCUGUUUAUUAUCUAUGCAUAGUCACUUUAAUACAUAUUACCUCAAUUAUCUCGACUAACCGGUGCCCCCGCACAUUGACUCGGUACUGGUACCCCCUGUAUAUAGCCUCACUAUUGUUAUUUUACUGCUGCUCUUUAAUUAUUUGUUACUUUUAUUUCUCUUUUCUUUUAGGUAUUCUUUCUUAAAACUGCAUUGUUGGUUAAGGGCUUGUAAGUAAGCAUUUCACUGUAAGGUCUACCCAUGUUGUAUUCGGCGCAUGUGACAAAUACAAUUUGAUUUGAUGUGUGUGUGUGUGUGUGUGCGUGUGCGUGUGUGCCUGCGUGCCCGUGUGUGUGUAUGUGUGUGGAGCAGGAAAUAUGUCCAGAAUUUUCCAAACCUCUUCUGGAUUUCAAUUAGAUGUAAACACACCAGCAGAGUACUGUAGCAUAUAAACACUGCUCACUAUGUAAGAUAGUGAGUGAAGGACAGUGUUGAGAAAGAGUUUCAUUGUAAUAACUGUGGCAUAAUGCAUUAGGGAGGAGCUGGAGCUUUAUUACAGAUGGAUGCCAUUCAGCAGAGGAAGUCCGAUACAUUUGUUCUGUAUGUAGAGAGGGAUGAGGAGUGAGAGAGAUAUAUAGAGAGAGAGACAGAUUUAUGUUUACUGCUGCUGUCUCCAUGGCAACCCUCAAGCAUCAUGGGGUGGAAUAAUUGUAUUUUCCCCUUUGUUGCUCUCUGGCCUUUUGCUGGAGACCUGUCAUAUUGACAAGGCACUGAGGAGCUUGUGUUAGAAAAACACAACUUUUCACUGCUUCUAUAGCAAUGCAGAGAUUUGAAUGGCAAUGGAGCAAGUGAUAGGAUAUGAUAGAACUGUAUUAAUCCAUCUAUAGCUAACUUCUAAGUUUGGCAGCAUAAGCUCCUAUAAGAGAAAAACCUUAGUUGUAGAUCUGGAUGUCCAGUGUGUACUUGAAAAAAAAGAGCUCCAUGUUACACACAGACAUGGACGACACAUAAUAGGAGAGGGGUGAACAGAAACCAUUGUCAUUAUCCCCCUAAAAGUUGUUGAACUAAAGGAGCACUUUACAGAUGUAGGAUCUUAAUUUGAGGCAGUUUGCUACAGCAGGAAAAUAAUCCUGCAGCAACAAGAAAUUUGAAUUAUUAUGUGGAUUAUAAUUCAUGUACAUUUUUAUGGAGGUUGAUCAAUUUUUCGUAAAGGGAAAUCAAGUCUGAAAUUUCAAAGUGGAAAUUACAAACUUCAGAAGUGUUUUAAACCUCAAAUACACUACAAGUUUUAAAAGUUCUCCUGCAACAAGGUGAUCAAAUUAAGAUCCUACAUCUACCAAUAGAAUGUUAUUUAAAUGGGGGAUACAAUCUUCCCAGCUCUGCAGAUUUUGCUGCGAAGAGACAGAAUCAUUAGAUAAUUUGUUUUGGUCCUGUCCAUUUGUAGCUUGUUUUUGGACACAGGUCCAGGAAUGGCUAAAGGAUUACAAUAUUAUCUAGAGCUAACCCUGUAGAUAGCACUACUGGGUGAUCUGAAAAAUCAUAGUCAAUCGAUCAAUAAUAUAAUAAGACGUUUAGCAAAAAUGUUUAUUUUCAAUUUACAAUCUGUAGAAACAAUGAGAAUAGAAGUGUUCAGAACUUUUGUAAAACAUCACAGUACAGUUGAAAAAUAUAUGGCAAAUAGAAAUCCAAUAUGGAUGGUGUUAAGAGAUAGAUGAGAGGUGAAGAAUGGAGUUGAAGAAUGGGACUAAUAACAACUAACAACAACUAAUAACAACAAGAUAACUAAUGUAAAGCAUACUGUGUCCAUAAUAAGUAUAUAGGUUAUAGGUUGAGAGCUUUUGUGAAAGAGCACAGUUAGAAAGAUAUGGCAUAUAGAAGCAAACCGGAUGGACAUCAUGAAAAUGAUCAGAGAAGGUUGAGGGUAGUGGAAGUUCAGGAGAAAAAACUAACAAAAUAUAAUUAUUGUAGAAUUGACUGUGUCCAUAAAAUGUAUAUAGUAUGUAUAAGCUGGAAGUAGAGGCCUAAGCAUUGUUGUUCACUAGUUUACUCCAAUUAGGGAAGGGGUGGUGGGGUUGGAAAGUGAUAAAGGUAAAUAUAUAUAUUUUUAAAGGAUGUAUAUAUAUGUAUGUAUAUGUAUGUAUUUGUGUAUGUAUGUAUAUGUAUGUAUUUGUGUAUGUAUGUAUGUAUGUAUGUAUGUAUGUAUGUAUGUAUGUAUGUAUGUAUGUAUGUAUAAAUAAAUAUAUAUAUAUAUAUAUAUAUAUAUAUAUAUAUAUAUAUAUAUAUAUAUAUAUACAGUGCUAUGAAAAAGUAUUUGCCCCCUUUCUAAUUUUCUCUACUUUUGCAUAUUUGUGAUACUGAAUGUUAUCAGAUCUUCAACCAAAACCUAAUAUUAGAUAAAGGGAACAUAAGUGAACAAAUAACACAACAAUUACAUAUUUAUUUCAUUUAUUUCAUAAACAAAGUUAUGCAACACCCAAUUCCCCUGUGUGAAAAAGUAAUUGCCCCCUUACACUCAAUAACUGGUUGUGCCACCUUUAGCUGCAAUGACUCCAACCAAAUGCUUCCUGUAGUUGUUGAUCAGUCUCUCACAUCGCCGUGGAGGAAUUUUGGCCCACUCUUCCAUGCAGAACUGCUUUAACUCAGUGACGUGUGGGUUUUCAAGCAUGAACUGCUUGUUUCAAGUCCUGCCACAACAUCUCAAUUGGGAUUAGGUCUGGACUUAGACUAGGCCAUUCCAAAACUUCCAAUUUGUUGAUUUUUUGUAAUUUUCAUGUAGACUUGAUUGUGUGUUUUGGAUCAUUGUCUUGCUGCAUGACCCAGCUGCGCUUCAGCUUCAGCUCACAGACGGAUGGUUUGACAUUCUCCUGUAGAAUUCUCUGAUACAGAGCAGAAUUCAUGGUUCCUUCUAUUAAGGCAAGUCGUCCAGGUCCUGAGGCAGCAAAGCAUCCCCAAAUCAUCACACCACCACCACCAUGCUUGACCUUUGGUAUGAUGUUCUUACUGUUGAAUGCAGAGUUUGGUUUUCGCCUGCUGAUGAUUUUGUACGUUUGCCCACUGACAAAGACAUGAUCAGUCUAUAAUUUUAAUGGUAGGUUUAUUUGAACAGUGAGAGACAGAAUAACAACAAAAAACUCCAGAAAAACGCAUGUCAAAAAUAUUAUAAAUUGUAUUGUAUAUUUGACCCCUCUGCAAAACAUGACUUAGUACUUGGUGGCAAAACCCUUGUUGGCAAUCACAGAGGUCAUUUGUUUCUUGUAGUUGGCCACCAGGUUUGCACACAUCUCAGGAGGGAUUUUGUCCCACUCCUCUUUACAGAUCUUCUCCAAGUCAUUAAGGUUUCGAGGCUGACGUUUGGCAACUCAAACCUUCAGCUCCCUCCACAGAUUUUCUAUGGGAUUAAGGUCUGGAGACUGGCUAGGCCACUCCAGGACCUUAAUGUGCUUCUUCUUGAGCCACUCCUUUGUUGCCUUGGCCGUGUGUUUUGGGUCAUUGUCAUGCUGGAAUACCCAUCCACAACCCAUUUUCAAUGCCCUGGCUGAGGGAAGGAGGUUCUCACCCAAGAUUUGACGGUACAUGGCCCCGUCCAUCGUCCCUUUGAUGCGGUGAAGUUGUCCUGUCCCCUUAGCAGAAAAACACCCCCAAAGCAUAAUGUUUCCACCUCCAUGUUUGACGGUGGGGAUGGUGUUCUUGGGGUCAUAGGCAGCAUUCCUCCUCCUCCAAACACAGCAAGUUGAGUUGAUGCCAAAGAGCUCAAUUUUGGUCUCAUCUGACCACAACACUUUCACCCAGUUCCCCUCUGAAUCAUUCAGAUGUUUUUUGGCAAACUUCAGACGGGCCUGUAUAUGUGCUUUCUUGAGCAGGGGGGACCUUGCGGAUGCUGCAGGAUUUCAGUCCUUCACGGCGUAGUGUGUUACCAAUUGUUUUCUUGGUGACUAUGGUCCCAGCUGCCUUGUGAUCAUUGACAAGAUCCUCCCGUGUAGUUCUGGGCUGAUUCCUCACCGUUCUCAUGAUCAUUGCAACUCCACGAGGUGGGAUCUUGCAUGGAGCCCCAGGCCGAGGGAGAUUGACAGUUAUUUUGUGUUUCUUCCAUUUGCGAAUAAUCGCACCAACUGUUGUCACCUUCUCACCAAGCUGCUUGGCGAUGGUCUUGUAGCCCAUUCCAGCUUUGUGUAGGUCUACAAUCUUGUCCCUGACAUCCUUGGGAGCUCUUUGGUCUUGGCCAUGGUGGAGAGUUUGGAAUCUGAUUGAUUGAUUGCUUCUGUGGACAGGUGUCUUUUAUACAGGUAACAAGCUGAGAUUAGGAGCACUCCCUUUAAGAGUGUGCUCCUAAUUUAAGCUCGUUACCUGUAUAAAAGACACCUGGGAGCCAGAAAUCUUUCUGAUUGAGAGGGGGUCAAAUACUUAUUUCCCUCAUUAAAAUGCAAAUCAAUUUAUAAAAUGUUUGACAUGUGUUUUUCUGGAUUUGUUGUUGUUAUUCUGUCUCUCAUUGUUCAAAUAAACCUACCAUUAAAAUUAUAGACUGAUCAUUUCUUUGUCAGUGGGCAAACGUACAAAAUCAGCAGGGGAUCAAAUACUUUUUUCCCUCACUGUACACCUUAGUCAAAUACAUUUAAACUCAGUUUUUCACAAUUCCUGACAUUUAAUCCUAGUAAAAAUUCCCUGUGUUAGGUCAGUUAGGAUCACCACUCUAUUUUAUGAAUGUGAAAUGUCAGAAUAAUAGUAGAGAGAGAUGUAUUUCAGCUUUUAUUUCUUUCAUCACAUUCCCAGUGAGUCAGAAGUUUACACACACUCAAUUAGUAUUUGGUAGCAUUGUCUUUAAAUUGUUUAACUUGGGUCAAAUGUUUCAGGUAGCCUUCCACAAGCUUCCCACAAUAAGUUAGGUGAAUUUUGGCCCAUUCCUCCUUACAGAGCUGGUGUAACUGAGUCAGGUUUGUAGGCCUCCUUGCUCGCACACGCUUUUUCAGUUCUGCCCACAAGUUUUCUAUGGGACUGAGGUCAGGGCUUUGUGAUGGCCACUCCAAUACCUUGACUUUGUUGUCCUUAAGCCAUUUUGCCACAACUUUGGAAGUAUGCUUGGGGUCAUUGUCCAUUUGGAAGACCCAUUUGCGACAAAGCUUUAACUUCCUGACUGAGGUCUUGAGAUGUUGCUUCAAUAUAUCCACAUCAUUUUCCUUCCUCAUGAUGCCAUCUAUUUUGUGAAGUGCACCAGUCCCUCCUGCAGCAAAGCACCCCCACAGCAUGAUGCUGCCACCCCCGUGCUUCACGGUUGGGAUGGUGUUCUUCGGCUUGCAAGCACCGCCUUUUUCCUCCAAACAUAACAAUGGUCAUUAUGGCCAAACAGUUCUAUUUUUGUUUCAUCACACCAGAGGACAUUUCUCCAAAAAGUAUGAUCUUUGUCCCCAUGUGCAGUUGCAAACCGUAGUCUGGCUUUAUUAUGGCGGUUUUGGAGCAGUGGCUUCUUCCUUGCUGAGUGGCCUUUCAGUUUAAAAUGUAUACACUCACUAACUGUAACUCGCUCUGGAUAAGAGCGUCUGCUAAAUGACUAAAAUCUAAAAUGUAAAUAUAAUGUCGAUAUAGGACUCGUUUUACUGUGGAUAUGGAUACUUUUGUACCUGUUUCCUCCAGCAUCUUCACAAGGUCCUUUGCUGUUGUUCUAGGAUUGAUUUGCACUUCGCACCAAAGUACGUUCAUCUCUAGGAGGCGUCUCCUUCCUGAGCGGUAUGACGGCUGCGUGGUGUUUAUACUUGCGUACUAUUGUUUGUACAGAUGAACGUGGUACCUUUGGAAAUUGCUCCCAAGGAUGAACCAGACUUGUGGAGGUCUACAAUUGUUGGAAAACGUACUUGUGUCAUGCACAAAGCAGAUGUCCUAACCGACUUACCAAAACUAUUGUUUGUUAACAAGAAAUUUGUGGAGUCGUUGAAAAACGAGUUUUAAUGACUCCAACCUAAGUGUAUGUAAACUUCCGACUUCAACUGUACAUGCGAGAGAAAAAAACAUAUGGGGGAUUGGAAGUGAUGCAGACAAUUACAUUGAUGGAAGUUACAAUCUAUCUGCAAUAUUAAAGCUGAUCUACCCCCUAAAAAAUACAAAAUAAUUUUAAAAAAGAUAAUACAUCUGUGCAUAAUACUGUAACACAAUACCCCAACCCCUUUAAAACAUUUAACUCCCCCAUUCAUUUUUAAUAGCUUUACCUGGCCAAUCUCGGCAGAUGGAAAUAUCGGUAAGAAAUACCACACCGUACAAUAACAUAUGGAAAUAUCAUACCAUAGCACAUUUAUUAUAUUUCUUUCAAUGCAAUAGUAGAUGGAUGAUAGAGCGGUCAUGCAAACAGAGUGACGACAGUCAUCAAUACACAGAAACCUACUGAAUGAUAGAUGAGGAAGAUAUGAAAAGGAGCUUAUAAUUUGAGAAGGGAGAAUGGCCACUAAUGAUUGUGAGGACCAGUUCUUGGUUGGAUGAAUUGACAUGAAUGGUCUUUUAAUAAUUCAUCGACUUAACCCCCAGCUAUGAAAUAUAUCACGGUACUUACUAGGCGAUCAGUGACAGUCCGAUGAAAUGUAUUUCGAGUAUGAAAUGUAUUUGGUUUGAGAAACAUCAUUAGAGCUUGUACUGUAGUCCCCUGUAGCUCAGUUGGUAGAGCAUGGCGCCUGCAAUGCCAGGGUUGUGGGUUCGUUUCCCAUGGGGGGCCAGUAUGAAAAUGUAUGCACUCACUAACUGUAAGUUGCUCUGGAUAAGAGCAUCUGCUAAAUGACUAAAAAUGUAAAUGAAUUGGGUAAAAUGCUGUAGAAAAGCUCAUUUAUUUUACAGUAAUGAUUAAAUGCACAAGCUCUUUUCUGCAUUGCCCACGGUUUGAAAUGAUGGCCAUCAGCAGUGGAUGUAAGUGCAACAAUACAAUACAGAACUCAAUAAAUUAGCUACAGUGUAUCUGCCAUUCCAUUGUCCACUGCACCAUUGAAUCGCACACCCACUUGUUAUAAUGGGAUGUUUUUGAAGAACUUCCUCCUCCAUAGAGCAGCCUGGGUCUUUCAGGGGACUGAAAAAUAACCCAGAAGGGAGUCUCUUUCUGGGGGAGAGAGUGGCCAUCUGUCCCCUGGUGCCUGUAUAGCUAUUAGCUACUACUAGUCUGCUACUGUUGAGUGCUUGUCAGUCAGUACAGGGGGGUCAGGAGGGGGUGCGGCUUUUUUACUGUCAAGGGAAACCAGAGGGGUUUUGUGGAAGAUGACACAACCUUUUAUUCUGGUGAGGAAUUUUUCAACACAGUGAGGUGAGAGGUGAGGUCAUAGGCUUUGUUUUCUUUUCACUAGAAACACUAAUGGUCACACUAACGUUCACACUUAAGUGAUUAGGGCUCUGUGUGUGUGUGUGUGUCAGUGAGUGAUGCAAUGAAGAGUUUGCUACCUCUUCCCCCAGCAAACUCCUCCUGAUAGUCCUAGACUUAGACAGACCAGGGCAAAUGGGAUGGGUGUGUUAAAAGUAGUAGCAUUUUGAGAAACCACCAUGUCAGCUAAGUGAUGUGCGCUGACUGUCUUUUGACCCAUGUCAAAGGGACCUCUGUUGCUUCAGCCCUCCACUGUGAAAACUAACUCUCCUGGUAAUUUACAUAUUUGGACACUGUAUGAGUCAGAUAGCAUACUGUUAUGUUGUCCUCAGGGAUACAGCAUAUGAGAUACUUGUAAUAUUUCGCUUACUGUGGUUUUCACUGUUGCACUCUUACUGCUCUCAGUUCUUUGAAACUGUAACACAAAGCGAUUGACAAUGGAAUCGGCUGUAAAUGUUCAUAUUAUCAGUGACUAAGCUUGAAAUCAAUUUUGAUAUCAUAGUGUAAUAUGAAAGCACUUCUAUGCAUGCUCUGAAUGUUUGUGAUUUAGCUCAUGAAUACAGUUGUGAACCUGUUCAAUGAUUACAACAACCUUCAAUCAUUUGUACAGGGAAUAACAAAUCGUUAUAAAACAUUACAUGAGAUGAGAUCCCUCUUCAACAGACUCUGCCUGACAGAUUGUGUUGUUGGUCUGGUUUCAGGUGGCACCAGAGAGAUCGGUUCAGCCCUCACUAGGAUGUGUAUGAGGCACCGGAGCAUCGAGGCCAAGCUCAGGCAGUUCUCCAUGUGAGUCCCCGUCUCCUCCGUCUCUCCAUUCUGCCUUUUCUCUCUCUAUUCCAUCCUUCUAUCUGUCUGAAUGCGCCCAUUAGCUCAUAAUGUGGAGCGAGUGAAAUAAGAUAAGCAGAAUGAAAUGAGGACAUUAAAUUGCGUACAGUGCCUUCACAUACAUACGCCACGCAAAUGUAUUUUGUACAUGAUCUCUGCUACAGAUCGUUAUUCUCCACUCUGUUUGAUUUGUGUUGUAAUCCCCACCCAAGGGUUUUCAUCGACUGCCUGAUUAACCCUCUGCAAGACCAGAUGGAGGAGUGGAAGAGAGUGGCCAACACAUUGGACAAGGACCACGCCAAAGGUAGGGGCUGCACACACAUACACACACACACACACACACACACACACACACACACACACACACACACACACACAGUAUAUACCUCUACCACACACACACAUACACUUUCUCAAACCUCUCCAUACUACACUCUACUCCUUCACCCAUUAUUGCCUGCAAUGCUACAGUAUAAUUCACAUACACCCAUCACCUCCAUUUACUACAGUAGCUCACUGGUUAGCUAGAUAUCUCCCUUUAUAUUCCCUUGUGUUUAAAGGCAUUACUUUGCUUAGUCAACAGUUCAACAGUGCUUUUAUGUGCUUCAGCUAACCACCUCAAACCCAAUCCCCCUCUCCGUUCAAUAAUACCCAAACUGGGAGUUCAGUUCUCCCCCGUAGAGAAAAAAGAGCACUCCCUCGUUGCAGGGUUUGAUUCCAGCCACCACUUAUCAUAAUGAAGUUACGAUGGAAAGCGAGUCCCUCAGAAAAAAGAUCAAUGAGAUGUUAUUCCUUUUUAGGAGUCGCCCUUGUUUCGGGUGUUCGCCGCACUUCAAAGCACUGACUAUGGCAAUGUGUGACACGUUGUGUCCGCUGUGUUUCCCUUCCUUCCCCAGAGUACAAGAAAGCCCGUCAGGAGAUCAAAAAGAAAUCCUCCGACACUCUCAAGCUGCAGAAGAAGGCAAAGAAAGGUACAGUGACUCUGAGGAUGCCUGGUGUCUGGUUUGGACUGCUUCUGACUGGAACCAGGCUCUCGGUGACUUUGACUUUGGAGCUAAAUCCGAUUUGGGGGUGGCGGGAGGAGACAAAAGUGUUGAUACUGAAUUCCACCAAGACACAUCUCAUACUGUCCCAGGUGACAGGCCAAAGGGUCAGAAUAGUUAUGGGAGGAGAGGCAGAAGAGCCACAUAUUUUUGGGAAGUUGUGUGUCUGGAUUUAAGGAGGGUCUAUAUUUUGCAAAUAACAGGAUAGGAUAGAAUAGUACUCAAGUCACUAAUCCUUGUUGCAUCUUAGCAAAUCCAUUGGAUUUUAUUACAGACCUUAUAUCUUUACGAUUUUGGGCGAAAGUCUAAUGUACUGUGCAAUGUAUAAGUUAAUAAGGAUCUGUGACAAUUCUGCAACCUGUAGCUAUUCAAGAACAGAUCUCCUUCUCUUGGGUCUAAACUGACUGAGAUUUUUCCUCUUUACUCCAACAACUGCCAUGUUGCAUCCGAUCACGCCCCUGUUCUUUCCAGCUGACGUGUUCGGUAAGUCGCUGCCCCCUUUAGCUCCCUUUGUGUCACGGUUCUCUGUUGACCUGUUGACCUCCGUUGACCUUUCCCACCUGUGUGUGGUCUCGUCCCGGUCCCCCCACCCCCUGUCCCCUGUCACAUUGUCUACUCGUCUGUUUCAUAUUGAGGUCACAUUCCUCACUCAAGGGUUAAAAAUCUAUUGAAUGCCCAAAAUAGUUCCUCUCCCUUCUUCUCUUCCUCUUCCGGUCUCCCCUGAGGUCCCCUCCCCCCACCCACUACCCUCACUGUGUCAUGAGUUUGGUCUGCUUCCAAAUAUACCUCACUGACUCCCUUGGGCUUUUGGCUGUGGCUUAAUUUUGUAUCAUCAGGGGAGAUUAGGAUUGGGGCAACGUCACUAAAUAAUUGUGGAAUUCAUUAUCUGUCUGGCUCCAAUAUACAGGUAACUGCCAAAAUAAAGGAAACACCAACAUAAAGUGUCUUAAUAGGGCAUUGGGCCACCAUGAGCCGCCCGAACAGCUUCAAUGUGCCUUGGCAAAGAUUCUACAAGUAUCUGGAACUCUAUUGGAGGGAUGCGACACCAUUCUUCCACGAGAAUUUCCAUCAUUUGGUGUUUUGUUGAUGGUGUGGUCGCUCCAGAAUAAGUGUUCAAUUGGGUUGAGAUCUGGUGAUUGAGAGACACACACCCCCACACACACACACCCGUUGCUCCUUUGAGACCCCUCUUUCAAAGUCACUGAGAUCUCUUCUAGCCAUGGUAGCCAAAAUAAUGGGCAACUGGGCAUUUUUAUAGAUGACCCUAAGCAUGACAGGAUGUUAAUUGCUUAAUUAAUUCAGGAACCACACCUGUGUGGAAGCACCUGCUUUCAAUAGACUUUGUAUCCCUCAUUUACUCAAGUGUUUGCUUUAUUUUGGUAGUUACCUGUAGAUCUCCUCUGAAACCCCUUUUAAAGGAGCCAUUUCUGUAUCUCACAGUCACAGUCAACAAUUAGGGCCUCUUCUCAGACAGCUCUGAUAUGAUAUAGAUUUCUGAGCAGUUUUCAAGAAAACCUCUUGAUGUUUAGAGUCAUGUUGUGAUCUGACUCCUGCACGAUGUCUCACCUUCACCAUAUAUCUGCCUGUUAUGAAACCAAGUACAGCUUAGUUUGUAAGCUUGUAUUGUGAUAUACACUACCGGUAAAACGUUUUCGAACACCUGAACUCAUUCAAGGGUUUUUCUUUAUAUUUUCUACAUUGUAGAAUAAUAGUGAAGAGAUCAAAAUUAUGAAAUAACACAUAGUAAACAAAAAAAUGUUUAAACAAUAUUUUAGAUUCUUCAAAUAGCCACCCUUUGCCUUGAUGACAGCUUUACACUCUUGGCAUUCUCUCAACCAGCUUCAUGAGGUAGUCACCUGGAAUGCAUUUCAAUUAACAGGUGUGCCUUCUUAAAAGUUCAUUUGUGGAAUUUCUUUCCUUCUGUGCGUUUGAGCCAAUCAGUUGUGCUGUCACAAGGAAGGGGGGGUAUACAGAAGAUAGCCCUAUUUGGUAAAAGACCAAGUCCAUAUUAUGGCAAGAACAGCUCAAAUAAGCAAAUAGAAACCACAGUCCAUCAUUACUUUAAAGACAUGAAGGUCAGUCAAUACAGAACAUUUCAAUAACUUUGAAAGUUUCUUCAAGUGCAGUCGCAAAAACCAUCAAGCGCUAUGAUGAAACUGGGUCUCAUGAGGACCACCACAGGAAUGGAAGACCCAGUGUUACCUCUGCUGCAGAGGAUACGUUAAUUAGAGUUACCAGCCUCAGAAAUUGCAGCCCAAAUAAAUGCUUCACAGAGUUCAAGUAACAGACACAUCUCAACAUCAACUGUUCAGAGGACACUGCGUGAAUCAGGCCUUCAUGGUCGAAUUGCUGCAAAGACACUGUUUGUGAUUUAUUUAGAAUUCAAGGCACACUUAACCAGUGUGGCUACCACAGCAUUCUGCAGCGAUAUGCCAUCCCAUCUGGUUUGGCCUUAGUGGGACUAUCAUUUGUUUUUCAACAGGACAAUAACCCAACACACCUCCAGCCUGUGUAAGAGCUAUUUUACCAAGAAGGAGAGUGAUGGAGUGCUGCAUCAGAUGACCUGGCCUCCACAAUCCCCCGACCUCAACCAAAUUGAGAUGGUUUGGGAGAGUGAAGGAAAAGCAGCCAACAAGUGCUCAGCAUAUGUGGGAACUCCUUCAAGACUGUUGGAAAAGCAUUCCAGGUGAAGCUGGUUGAGAGAAUGCCAAGAGUGUGCAAAACUGUCAUCAAGGCAAAGGGUGGCUAUUUGAAGAAUCUUAAAUAUAAAAUAUAUUUUGAUUUGUUUAACACUUUUUUGGUUACUACAUGAUUCCAUAUGUAUUAUUUCAUAGUUUUGAUGUCUUCACUAUUAUUCUACAAUGUAGAAAACAGUAAAAAUAAAGAAAAACCCUUGAAUGAGUAGGUGUUCUAAAACUUUUGACCGGUAGUGUACUUGUUUACAGAAUUUGUAGAGUUUAGGCGUAUAUCAUUCUUGUUUUUUAGAGGUUUGCUAUGUUGUUAUAUUCAAUGUGAUAGAAUGAUAAAACAUUAUGAAUGGUACCCCCUGGCAUGCAUUCACCAUACACAUGAAAAACUAGAACCAGUCUGUUUUAGCUGCAUAAAAUGCCUACUUUGAUUGUAAACAAGACCUUAUUAUCCUGACCGUCAAAAUAGUUUGAUUUCCAGCUUCAAACUCACCCAUAAAACAAAACAAACAGGACCUAGAACUGACCCCUGAGGAACCUCAAAUGUGGUCAGAGCACUCUGGUCCAAUAGUCUCCCUAGCCUAUUAUAUGACGCAUGGAAACUCCCCCAGUGCAUUGCUAUGAGUGUAAUGAGAGCAAUGGAUAGCAUCAACAUGUCAAAUGUGAUCCUCCGGUGCAGAGUAAAUACUGUGGGAAACCAAAUGUUGCAUUCUGUGUCCCUUUAAGGAAUUCCGUUGCAGUGCUUUCCCUGGAAAAUAAGAAGGGGUCUCCAUCUAUCUAGCCUUAACCACAUAACUAGUACUGGCUCUUCUGAGAAAUGUUCAACUUUAAUUGCAUGUUUACGUCCCUAAAACCUACAGAGGAGAUUACAGAAUGUUUCUCUACCAGUUCAGACAAGAGUUUUAUUCCUUUAGCACACAAUGUCAUGAUACUUAAUCUACUUUGAUUGUGCAUUGUACAUUAGUUAAUAGACCAAUAAGAAAGAGAGUUCCAACAUGUUUUUUUGUUAUUGAUAUGACUCAUCUAGAUUUUAGAAUGUCAGUAAAACCAGAUACAGUUUUGAUACAAUGAAGUGGUUGAUUUUGAGAGGGUAAAAUGUCCAAACCCAAAACAAUGCUUCGUUUUGUGAAGAGGGAUAUCCUGCUAUAAAUCUGUGUAUCUUGCCUAGGGCUGUGGUUCUUCAGUGUGUUCCUGAAUCCUGAGCUUGUGUAAUAUUGUGAGGAUGUGACCCUGAUGUAAACACCAACCGGUUCCACAGCAUGAUUUGAUUUGUGCAUGAGAGAGCACUGUGAGGAUUGCACUCAUAGAUAUAAAUUGUCUAUGAUUGCACUGACCAUUAGGGAUCAAAAGAUUAAGCGUGAAGUAGUACAAGGGAUUGGUGGGAAUUGUAAUUACAAAGAUUGUUGGGACUGUGGUGAUGGUUAUGUCUAUAUAACUAUAUAUCUAAUGAUGAUGAUGACAACUGAAAACCACAACAAUUCAAUUAAAACAUAUCUUUAAGAGACAUUGGUGUCUUUUCAUGCUGUCUUCACCUCAGAAGUCUUUCUGUCAUAAACAUCUGGCUUGAGACUGAACAUAGAUUAUGUUACUGUGUACUUAGAUAGACCUUGUCUUAAACCUAAGUUAGGAUGCAACUAACAAAUAUGUUUAUUUGUGUGUGUGUGUGUGUGUGUGUGUGUGUGUGUGUGUGUGUGUGUGUGUGCGCGUGUGCCCGUGCCCCAGGCCGGGGGGACGUCCAGCCCCAGCUGGACAGUGCCAUGCAGGACAUCAGUGAUAAGUACCUGCUGCUGGAGGAGACAGAGAAGCAGGCGGUCAGGAAGGCCCUGGUGGAGGAGAGGAGCCGCUUCUGCACCUUUGUCUCCAUGCUGAGGCCCGUCGUGGUGAGUCCCGACCAACAGCCUGUGUAGUCAAACACAGGUCAUUUGUUAGGGGGUGCUGGGCCGAAGAAAACAUGUAGAAAUGAAGUACAAUCCGCAUACACAAUUGUUUCAACACAUUCUAGCCAAUCAUGUUGUUCCAACAAAUGAGUUCCAACCAAUAGCAUCUUUGUUAUGGAUGUUAAUGCACUUCAUGGGUCCAAACAACCAUUUCCGUUUUUUUUUUAUGAAGGUGUACGUGACCGAAACGUUGCAUUUGUUAGUAAAUGUUUAUUCUGUAAGUAUACACAAUCUGCGCUAGUCCAUGCUGGUCAGUUUACUUUAGUUUUUGCUUCUCCUAUGCACCUGUGAACGUGAUUAAUGUAAUCUAUUCUACGUUUUUCUAUUGCCAUUGAAUAUUGCUCUCCAAAGAGAUUUAGAAAAAUCCCAUUAGAGAGGGAUGACCUGCUUCAAUUCACUGAAGUCUAAAAGUAGAACUAUUGAGUCAAUGGAGAACAAGCUCUAAUUUUAAAUAUAUACCACAUUUAUAAGCUAGCACCUUACACCAACCCGCCCUUCUUGUUCAUUAGGAAGAGGAGAUGUCCAUGUUGGGGGAGAUCACUCACCUGCAGACCCUCACUGACGACCUUAAGGCUCUGACCAUGGACCCCCACAAGCUGCCCCCUGCCAGCGAGCAGGUCAGUGAUUUGGGCCGCACUCUCAAUACAGGGCUAAUAGCCCUCGUUUUGCAUGUUACACUCAUGUCCUGAAUAACGGUAAGUGUCUCUGUGUUACUGAUUCACAUGAUUGGAGUUACAAUGGUAAAUACAUUAAUUUCCCUCUAGAAAUAGGGCUGCCAAUUGCUUUUUUACAAGAUGUUUGGUUUAUAAAUUGUCUUGUUGUGAUGUUCUUCCCCCCAGGUCAUUCUGGACCUGAAGGGAUCUGAGAGCAGCUGGUCCUACCAUACCCCUCCUUCCUCCCCCAGCACCACAACAUCCAGGAAGUCCAGCAUGUGCAGGUUAGUGAGCAUACCCAAUAAUCACCACUACUACACCACUACACCAAAACCUCUCAGCUGAUAGAGUACAUAGUAGGGACUAGGAGUGACGCAUCAGCCUAGCAUCAGUCCUCCUACGCCAUCUUAUGGAUUGGAGCUGGGACUGCAGCUUUGGCAUUAUUGCCAUUAUUGGGAUGUUUACAAAUGUGAGGCCACAAUGGCCUCUCCGAAAUGAACGAGUCAACUGUCUCAGUCAUUUUCGUGGAGGCGUGUUGUGUGAGGCACUAGGGCCAGAGAGACCAAUUUGUGUUCCAGUCAAGCUUGUUAGCAACCUCUGCUUGUGGCUGGAGCUGUAACAUAUUCAACCUGUAGCUGUUUGCAAUGUGCCUAGUAACAGUCUUUCAGUAGAAAACCAUUGGCUCUCCUGGAAGGUUGGAUACAUUUUAGCUGGUGUGUAAACCCAUAAAAAAACGGAAAAACGUAAAUAUUGUUUUGAAUCAAUAUUUAUUUAUAUAUUUACUUAGUUUAACCAGGCAAGGCAGUUGAGAACCAGUUACCAAUAUCCGUUGUAACCAAAUGACUGUGUUCUCUCCUCAUCUCUCGCAGUAGUCUGAACAGCGUCAACAGCAGCGACUCUCGUUCCAGCGGCUCUCACUGCCACUCCCCCACCUCCCACUACCGCUACCGGAGCUCCGCCCUCCCUCAGCAAGGCCCCGCCCGCCUCUCCAGUGUCUCCUCCCACGACUCUGGCUUCAUCUCCCAGGAUGCCUACCAGUCCAAGUCACCCUCGCCCAUGCCCUCUGACACCCACACACAGGUACUACAGAGAGAGACGAGCCUGAGAACAGGAACUUGUGGUGACAAUAAUUAUGACUCUGGUCAUAUUGGUGUUAUGACUGCUUUAUCUACACCCCUCAAACAGACAUAUUACAGAAAUCCUAAACCCACUAAGAAGCAGUAACAUACGAACUAAAACAUAUGCACAAACACACAGUAACAGAGACAUUGUAUUCCAACCGACACUUCACUCUCUCCACCUGGGCUCUGUUACUGGUCAGAGAGUAUCCUCCCAGGUUGCUAGGUAACGGGGCGCAUUAGAGACAGCGGCGGUGGCGUCGCUGUGGGAGACUGUGCAGAUAGAUCUCGAUGAGUCACCCUCACAGUCACACCCCCCAUUACAGUACAUUAGACCAGUAGAGCCACAGGGGUGAGCAGCUGGGAGCUAGCCCAACAGCCAGGCACCCUGCUCACAGACCCAACACACAGCUGGGUCUGAUUGAAUGUGCACCCACUCACACACACAGUGUGUUUAGUCACUGUACAUAGAUAAUGUAAAGGCCUUAUGUACUGUAUAACUGAAUGACAACAACAGUUUUGCUUAGAUACAAGGUAAGUCUCAGAGGUGGCUGGAGGUAUGCCUGCUUUAUGGCUGCUCAACUCAAACAAUGCCCUUGUAGUUCUAAUUACCAUUGAAAUGACUGUGCUAUGUGGAAGGCUUUUAAUGGCUGAAAAGCUCAGCUGUUUUUUUAAGUUACAGUUUUAACAGUGGCCAAGUAGGCUACUGUGGCUAUUUGAUUUUAAUGUAGGCCUACCAGAGUGGCCUACCAUCAAAAACAAUGGAGAAAAUGCAUCCCAUAACAUUUUAACAUGGAAAUAGCUGUUCUAUCAUUCAGCCUAAAGUAGCAGCCAAUGUGUGGUGUUCAGUGUAGGCCUACAUUUCAUGAGACUUUUGAAAAAAACAUGCAGGGCUUGACAGUAACCUCUGCGGGACGGUUGAGCUAAUGUGCGCUAAUGUGAUUAGCAUGACUGUUGUAAGUAACAGCAAACUUUCCAGGACAUAGACAUGUCUUAUAUGGGCAGAAAGCUUAAAUUCUCGUUAAUCUAACUGCACUGUCCAAUUUACAGUAGCUAUUACAGUGAAAAAAUACCAUGCUAUUGUUUGAGGAGAGUGCACAACAACAAAAAACUUCUCAGGGCAACUGGUUUGAUACAUUCACCUCUGAAGAUAAAUAAUGUACUUAAUAAAUUCAGUAAUCUUGCUCUGAUUUGUCAUCCUAAGGGUCCCAGAGAUAAAAAUGUAGCAUAGUUUUGUUUGAUAAAAUCAAUUUCUAUAUUCAAAUGUAGGAACUGGGUUCUACAGUUUGAACCCCUGCUGUGUCUGGCUCCACACCCACCCCGCCCGGCCAUCUAUAUGUGUGAAAGUUAGUGUAUAAGCUAAUGAUCCAUCAUGACAUUCCUGGGAGUGUGUAGUCUUACAUUUUGUAUUACCAUAUCAUUUUUUUGUGUUCUCUAUAGUUAUGUACUUGAAAAUGUAUCAAUUGACCAAUUCGGCACAAUUGGGCAGACUUGAUACAAAAUAGUCCAGUAUUGCAAUGCUUCACUGGAUCAAUCUGAAACUUUGCACACACACUGCUGCCAUCUAGUGGCCAAAAUCGAAAUUGCGCCUAAACUGCAAUAUUACAUUGUAGCCUUUCUCUUGCAUUUCAAAGAUGAUGGAACAAAUAAAUAAAUAGAAAACGCAUGUUUUUUUGUUUGUAUUAUCUUUUACCAGAUCUAAUGUGUUAUAUUCUCCUACAUUAAUUUCUCAUUUCCACAAACUUCAAAGUGUUUCCUUUCAAAUGGUAUCAAGAAUAUGCAAUGCCUUACUUCAGGUCUUGCGCUACAGGCAGUUAGAUUUGGGUAUGUCAUUUUAGGCAAAAAUUGAAAAAAAGGGUCCGAUCCUUAAGAGGUUAACCUGUUUAUCCAAUUGUCCUUCAGACAAGGAGGUGACGGAAAAUGUUGUUGUGUUGUUUGAUGCAAGAAACCACUUUACAAAAUAAAAUGCAUUAUUAUUACCAUACCAUUAUUACAGAGAAUCAGACAAUUUAUGCUACCCUCUGCAUAUUGGCUACUUAGUUUAUUCAAGCCUGUCUCAAAAUACAACACUGCCCCUUUAAGACAAAUAAAAGCUCUUUACCUGACUUGCUUUUCAAAGAUGUCUAGAAAUGUUUUGUAUGCUUGUAGGAAGCAAUCACUCCCUUAUUGCUGACUACAAAUUAUAUAUAACUGGGCUAAUAACGCACUAACUAGCAAAGGAUAUUAACAAAAUGUGCACACGUGGCUACAUGCAGUUCUCGCUUUGAUCUCAAAACAAGCUGAUCUACUCACGACCGCUCAUGCUGUAAAAACAGUCCAGUUCAAAGUGAAUGGCACAGAUCCAUAUAUGACAAUAGUCUAUUUGCAUAUAGGUCUACUGCAGCUCUGAUUGGUUAUGCCACACCGGUCUGUGCAGAGUACGGGCCAGGUAGUGCGUGUCAAUGCAAUAUAAUCUUACUGUAUGCGUUCUGCCUACAACAAAAUCUAUUGUGUUGUUAGUUUUGCAUACUAAAUCUUGCAUAGUUCAUUUUGUUUCGGUAUGUUGCAUUGAAAGUGGCUAAUAUUGCGUUGAUUCGAUCACAGUUGCCACAGUAAAGGGAAACGUUGAUAGCGUUAACUAACAGGGAAAAAGUUGAGAGAAGUUCAAUCUCGUGCUUCUCUCUGUGGGCUGAGGCAGUCUCGACGCGAAUCUUAGAGGGAACAUUGCUCAGCACCUAUGACCAUACUAUUAUUAAUAAGGUGCAUUGCAAUCUCUGUAUCUGCGUACUGUUAGCUGUUUAGUGUGUAACAAGUCACCCUUAUAUGCCUAACUUUCAUGCUUUGCUGUAGUGCUUAUAAUUUUUGUAUGAUACAGUAUGAUAUGUUUUCCUUCUUAUCAAUGUUGCAAAUCCACAACGUUUUUCUUCUGUUCUUUUUUUCUCUGUCCUUCCGUCUGUGCAUCUUGUCUUUUUUACGCGUCUCUUCUGUUUUGAACUGCUUCUUUAUGUGUAUCUGUGUGUGUGUGUUUGUGUGUGUGUGUGCCUGUGAAUCUUUUUGUGUGUGUGUGUCCCUCUCUGUCCUGCUGCACGGCUUUGCUGUAGACCUCUGGCUCUUCAUCCUCGGCCGUCUCUGAGACUUGCCAACCUGUCAGUGAGGGCAGCUCCUCCUCCUCCUCCUCCUCCUCCUCCUCCUCACCUGCCUCCUCUAAGGAGACCUGCUCCAGCACUAGGGUGGAACAGGUGAACACACACACGCUUAGACACUCAGACACGUACAUACUCCCCAAAACAUGAGCAGUAUUAUUAGGUACACUGUUUUGCUGGUUGAUCAAACCUCCCUCAUUCCUGUCACAUAGACAACAGGGUGAUGUUCAGUCGGCCUUAAAUACAGGAGUAUUCUUAUUGAGGUAGUAGCUUACCUUCUCCGUUUCGCUUUGUUUCAAAAUGUGCCUACUGAACAUGACACAGGUGUCUGCUACCAUGAUUUGAUAUUAUAAUUUGAUUCCAUCUGAUUUCAGUCGUGUGCAUUAUUUUCACCUUAUUUUUUCAUCAUUGUUGUGUCACUUUGUCCUCCACUCACAUUCAGCUGUCAAACGGGCCCGAUCAUCAACAUCACGGGCCCUCCACCGCCCUCUAUCUGUCUGGCGGGGGCAUGCAGGAGGUAUACCCCGACCUCCCUCCAUCCUACCCCUCCACCCCCCUCGCCUCGCCCUCCUACUCUCCCACCUCCCCCGUGUGGGCAUGGUCGAGACCAGGUUCUGCCCUCCUGGUGGACUACCCCCCCUAUUGCACCCUGGGACCGGGCAUGAUCCCCUCCUCCAAGGUCCCCACCUGGAAGGUGCGUCCAUUCUGUCAUCGACCGCCUCCUCCUCUUCCUCCUCCUUCUUCUCUUCCAGUCUCCCCUGUGGAGGAUCAGACACUGAUACAAUCACUUUUCAAAUCACAGGGAGAUUGCAAACACUCUCUGGUUACAUUAUGCAAGUAUAUAUACAGUGGGGGAAAAAGUAUUUAGUCAGCCACCAAUUGUGCAAGUUCUCCCACUUAAAAAGAUGAGAGAGGCCUGUAAUUUUCAUCAUAGGUACACGUCAACUAUGACAGACAAAUUGAGAAAAGAAAUUCCAGAAAAUCACAUUGUAGGAUUUUUUAUGAAUUUAUUUGCAAAUUAUGGUGGAAAAUAAGUAUUUGGUCACCUACAAACAAGCAAGAUUUCUGGCUCUCACAGACCUGUAACUUCUUCUUUAAGAGGCUCCUCUGUCCUCCACUCGUUACCUGUAUUAAUGGCACCUGUUUGAACUUGUUAUCAGUAUAAAAGACACCUGUCCACAACCUCAAACAGUCACACUCCAAACUCCACUAUGGCCAAGACCAAAGAGCUGUCAAAGGACACCAGAAACAAAAUUGUAGACCUGCACCAGGCUGGGAAGACUGAAUCUGCAAUAGGUAAGCAGCUUGGUUUGAAGAAAUCAACUGUGGGAGCAAUUAUUAGGAAAUGGAAGACAUACAAGACCACUGAUAAUCUCCCUCGAUCUGGGCUCCACGCAAGAUCUCACCCCGUGGGAAAAAAAUGCUCAAUUUGUCUGUCAUAGUUGACGUGUACCUACGAUGAAAAUUACAGGCCUCUCUCAUCUUUUUAAGUGGGAGAACUUGCACAAUUGGUUGCUGACUAAAUACUUUUUUUCCCCACUGUAUGUGGAGUCAGUCAUACAGCAUUAAGUCAUAUGUCAUUCAUAAAGGCAUGAAUGCUAUACAACACAAUCAGUUUGUCCUUUUUCUUCAGUUUCUUGCUUAAUGAACACAACAGAGCAGAGCUAUUCUUGGUGGGCUUUGCUCAAGAGCUUUGUCUCGCUGUGUUGUGCAGGACUGGGCCAAGCCGGGUCCAUACGACCAGCCCAUGGUGAACACCCUGAGGAGGACCAAGGAGAAGAGGGAGACUCCAAAUCCCAGCAGCCCCCAGGCCACCACACCAGGGGACGAGCCCCAGAGAGCCAAGGGAACCAAUGCAGUCACAACACCCAAGGUAAAAUAUACAAAGAUAUAGCUACACGUAUAAUUUCAGAAACAUGUGGAUACCAAUAUCCCCAAUGUAGAGGUAGGUGUACAGUAUAUACAUCUGUGUUUUAUGACCAUGUUUCAUGUGAAUGCCAUGUAUGUGUUUUUAUUUGUCACGAUCGUCAGGGUAAGGAGUAGACCAAGGCGCAGCGUUGCAGGCAAACAUACUCAUUUAUUAGCGAAACGUGAUCAAAACAACAAAAGACGGUAACGUGACAGUACACGGUAAAACACAACCAACUCGAAACAAGAACCCACAAAACACAAAGGAAAACCGACAGUUUAAAUAUGGCUCCCAAUCAGAGACAACCAGCAAACAGCUGACACUCGUUGCCUCUGAUUGGGAGUCACUCAGGCCAACAUAGAAAAUGACAAACUAGAACCCCCAACAUAGAAAUAUAACACAUAGAAUAAACACACCCUGGCUCAACAAAUAGAGUCCCAGAACCAGGGUGUGACAUUAUUGUACAACAGACCUGGCCCCUAUACAUGUCAAAUAUUUACUGUAUACUAUAGGAAAAACUCAAUCAAGCACAGCUCAAGUUUUUAAAAGUAUUGACAUAGUAUUCACAUAGUAUUUAACCCAGGUCUGUUGUACGGCUGUUAAUUGCAGUUGUCUGUAUGGUGUGAAAUAUACUUUUAGUAUAUAUAUUGCUGUAUGCUUGCUGUUAUGUGAAUUUAUAUAGGGUCCGAUUCAGACAUGAGAUAAGUGGAUUCAACAUGGUCUUAUGUUAAUAAAACAUGGACUUACUGUAUGUCCGUAAAAAAAAACUUAAGUCCAUGUUAAAGGGCAACUCCACCAUUAUCUCUAGCAAAAUACCAUUGUCUACAUAUGUGAAAAUGCCACAUUUCUACGUUUUGUAGAAAACAAAUAUGAAGUAAAAAAGUUCUACCUGAUGACAUCAUCAAAAGUUAGAACAUUUGACAGUGAUUUUCAAACACUGCGGUGACGUGGAAUCAAGAAAAUACCCUCCCUCCGGUUAAAAACUCGUUGCAGGUUUUAAAAAUCUACAGUGGGGAGAAACAAGUAUUUGAUACACUGCCGAUUUUGCAGGUUUUCAUACUUACAAAGCAUGUAGAGGUCUGUCAUUUUUUAUCAUAGGUACACUUCAACUGUGAGAGACGGAAUCUAAAACAAAAACCCAGAAAAUCACAUUGUAGGAUUUUUAAGUAAUUAAUUUGCAUUUUAUUGCAUGACAUAAGAAUUUGAUACAUCAGAAAAGCAGAACUUAAUAUUUGGUACAGAAACCUUUGUUUGCAAUUACAGAGAUCAUACGUUUCCUGUAGGUCUUGACCAGGUUUGCACACACUGCAGCAGGGAUUUUGGCCCACUCCUACAUACAGACCUCCUCCAGAUCCUUCAGGUUUCGGGGCUGUCGCUGGGCGAUACGGACUUUCAGCUCCCUCCAAAGAUUUUCUAUUGGGUUCAGGUCUGGAGACUGGCUAGGCCACUCCAGGACCUUGAGAUGCUUCUUACGGAGCCACUCCUUAGUUGCCCUGGCUGUGUGUUUCGGGUCGUUGUCAUGCUGGAAGACCAGCCACGACCCAUCUUCAAUGCUCUUACUGAGAGAAGGAGGUUGUUGGCCAAGAUCUCGCGAUACAUGGCCCCAUCCAUCCUCCCCUCAAUACGGUGCAGUCGUCCUGUCCCCUUUGCAGAAAAGCAUCCCCAAAGAAUGAUGUUUCCACCUCCAUGCUUCACGGUUGGGAUGGUGUUCUUGGGGUUGUACUCAUCCUUCUUCUUCCUCCAAACACGGCGAGUGGAGUUUAGACCAAAAAGCUCUAUUUUUGUCUCCUCAGACCACAUGACCUUCUCCCAUUCCUCCUCUUGGUCAUCCAGAUGGUCAUUGGCAAACUUCAGACGGGCCUGGACAUGCGCUGGCUUGAGCAGGGGGACCUUGCUUGCGCUGCAGGAUUUUAAUCCUUGACGGCGUAGUGUGUUACUAAUGGUUUUCUUUGAGACUGUGGUCCCAGCUCUCUUCAGGUCAUUGACCAGGUCCUGCCGUGUAGUUCUGGGCUGAUUCCUCACCUUCCUCAUGAUCAUUGAUGCCCCACGAGGUGAGAUCUUGCAUGGAGCCCCAGACCGAGGGUGAUUGACCGUCAUCUUGAACUUCUUCCAUUUUCUAAUAAUUGCUCUCUGGUCUUGGCCAUUGUGGAGAGGUUGGAGUCUGUUUGAUUGAGUGUGUGGACAGGUGUCUUUUAUACAGGUAACGAGUUCAAACAGGUGCAGUUAAUACAGGUAAUGAGUGGAGAACAGGAGGGCUUCUUCAAGAAAAACUAACAGGUCUGUGAGAGCCGGAAUUCUUACUGGUUGGUAGGUGAUCAAAUACUUAUGUCAUGCAAUAAAAUGCAAAUGAAUUACUUAAAAAUCAUACAAUGUGAUUUUCUGGAUUUUUGUUUUAGAUUCCGUCUCUCACAGUUGAAGUGUACCUAUGAUAAAAAUUACAGACCUCUACAUGCUUUGUAAGUAGGAAAACCUGCAAAAUUGGCAGUGUAUCAAAUACUUGUUCUCCCCACUGUAUAUACAUAUUUUUUUAUCCUACCCAGUGAUGUUAUAGAGAAUACUUUUUUAGGACCUUUCAUCUCAUCUUUUUAACCACAGAUCAUAGAAACGCGCUAUUUUCAGAUAUGUAGACAGUGUUAUGGUGCUGGAGAUAAAGAACAUGAGGUUGAAAAGUGGUGGAAUUGUCCUUUAAGGCAACUAAUCUCAAGUCUGAAUAGGGCCCAUAUUGCAUAGGUAUGUACAAUCCCCCUCGACACAAUGAAGACACCAGCCAACUCGUUUCACACUGAAAAUCUCCCAGAGGAUCCAUUGAAAAAUGUGUCUCUGUCCUCGUCCUUCAUCCUCUAGUGCAGACAGAUAUCAUCCUGUCUGUUUCAUUAAUUCUGUUGGGGCUUUGAAAUUAGACAGAGAACCAGGAUGAGAGAGGAUGUAGGUCACGUCCAUCACAGCUCUCUCUCUCUCUCUCUCUCUCUCUCUCUCUCUCUCUCUCUCUCUCUCUCUCUCUCUGUGUUUCUUUGUUUGGGUGUGUUUCCAAGCACAUGAAUGUGUGUGUCUUUGCCCACACACAAGCAUGUACGCAUGUGUGUCAGAUAUGGAAAUAUCAGGCUGACGCAUCAGGGGUGAUCGUGCCCUCGGGGUAGCAUGGAUUUAACGACGCCCAAUUUCCGGAGCGGGACUGAACACACUUCUGACCAGCUCGCUUCUGGAUCCCCGGCUAGCCACGAAAGCAAAACGCAUACUAAACAAACCAGCCAUGAAUUCAUCAUAUCAGACCAGAGAGAGAGAGAUGGGUGUUUCUAUUCAAGUGCUUUUAUGUCUAUUAAGAGAAUUGGGCCACAGCCAAAGUGUGUGUGGUCUGCAUGGUUGAAGCCUGUUGAGGCCAUGCUCUAUAACGCUUUCAUAAUUUUUUUUAGAUAAAACUUGGAAAUUAGGAACAUUGGGAGUGUGAUCGGGAGGCAAAGAACAACAUCUACGCCCUGAUAGGCACGGCUACUCCCAGGAUCAAAGGAACUCAGUCUUUAGAAGUACCCAAUUCAUCCUACUACAGUGUUUCUGAAGCAAUAUAAAAUGUUUCCCUAUAUGAAGUCCCAUCAAAUAAGAAAACUACAGUGAGGGAAAAAAGUAUUUGAUCCCCUGCUGAUUUUGUACGUUUGCCCACUGACAAAGACAUGAUCAGUCUAUAACUUUAAUGGUAGGUUUAUUUGAACAGUGAGAGACAGAAUAACAACAAAAAAAUCCAGAAAAACGCAUGUCAAAAAUGUUAUAAAUUGAUUUGCAUUUUAAUGAGGGAAAUAACUAUUUGACCCCUCUGCAAAACAUGACUUAGCACUUGGUGGCAAAAACCCUUGUUGGCAAUCACAGAGGUCAGUAGUUGGCCACAAGGUUUGCACACAUCUCAGGAGGGAUUUGUCCCACUCCUCUUUGCAGAUCUUCUCCAAGUCAUUAAGGUUUCGAGCCUGACGUUUGGCAACUCGAACCUUCAGCUCCCUCCACAGAUUUUCUAUGGGAUUAAGGUCUGGAGACUGGCUAGGCCACUCCAGGACCUUAAUGUGCUUCUUCUUGAGCCACUCCUUUGUUGCCCUGGCCGUGUGUUUUGGGUCAUUGUCAUGCUGGAAUACCCAUCCACGACCCAUUUUCAAUGCCCUGGCUGAGGGAAGGAGGUUCUCACCCAAGAUUUGACGGUACAUGGCCCUGUCCAUCGUCCCUUUGAUGCGGUGAAGUUGUCCUGUCCCCUUAGCAGAAAAACACCCCCAAAGCAUAAUGUUUCCACCUCCAUGUUUGAUGGUGGGGAUGGUGUUCUUGGGGUCAUAGGCAGCAUUCCUCCUCCUCCAAACACGGCGAGUUGAGUUGAUGCCAAAGAGCUCGAUUUUGGUCUCAUCUGACCACAACACUUUCACCCAGUUCUCCUCUGAAUCAUUCAGAUGUUCAUUGGCAAACUUCAGACGGGCCUGUAUAUGUGCUUUCUUGAGCAGGGGGACCUUGCGGGCGCUGCAGGAUUUCAGUCCUUCACGGCGUAGUGUGUUGCCAAUUGUUUUCUUGGUGACUAUGGUCCCAGCUGCCUUGAGAUCAUUGACAAGAUCCUCCCGUGUAGUUCUGGGCUGAUUCCUCACCGUUCUCAUGAUCAUUGCAACUCCAGAGCCUGCUUCGGGCACCGCACCACUCUCUGUUUGGGCCUCCGCUGCCAAACCUUUGGCUUUGAUCUGCCGAUAGCAACUAGUAUAGCUAUCUACAGUGGCUUGCGAAAGUAUUCACCCCCCUUGGCAUUUUUCCUAUUUUGUUGCCUUACAACCUGGAAUUAAAAUGGAUUUUUGGGGGGUUUGUAUCAUUUGAUUUAUACAACAUGCCUACCACUUUGAAGAUGCUAAAAAAUAUAUAUUGUGAAACAAACAAGAAAUAAGACAAAAAAACAGAAAACUUGAGCGUGCAUAACAAUUCCCCCCCCCCCCCCCCCCCCCCCAAAGUCAAUACUUUGUAGAGCCACCUUUUGCAGCAAUUACAGCUGCAAGUCUCUUGGUAUGUCUCUAUAAGCUUGGCACAUCCAGACGCAAAACUGCUCCAGCUCCUUCAAGUUGGAUGGGUUCCGCUGGUGUACUGCAAUCUUUAAGUCAUACCACACAUUCUCAACUGGAUUGAGGUCUGGGCUUUGACUAGGCCAUUCCAAGACAUUUAAAUGUUUCCCCUUAAUCCACUCGAGUGUUGCUUAAGCAGGAUGCUUAGGGUCAUUGUCCUGCUGGAAGGUGAACCUCCGUCCCAGUCUCAAAUCUCUGGAAGACUGAAACAGGUUUCCCUCAAGAAUUUCCCUGUAUUUAGUGCCAUCCAUCAUUCCUUCAAUUCUGACCAGUUCCCCAGUCCCUGCCGAUGGAAAAACAUCCCCACAGCAUGAUGCUGCCACCACCAUGCUUCACUGUGGGGAUGGUGUUUCUCGGGGUGAUGAGAGGUGUUGGGUUUGCGCCAGACAUAGCGUUUUUUCCGUGAUGGCCAAAAAGCUCAAUUUUAGUCUCAUCUGACCAGAGUACCUUCUUCCAUAUGUUUGGGAAGUCUCCCACAUGCCUUUUGGCGAACACCAAUGCAAUGGCUUUUUUUCUGGCCACUCUUCCGUAAAGCCCAGCUCUGUAGAGUGUACGGCUUAAAGUGGUCCUAUGGACAGAUACUCCAAUCUUCGCUGUGGAGCUUUGCAGCUCCUUCAGGGUUAUCUUUGGUCUCUUUGAUGCAUCUCUGAUUUAUGCCCUCCUUGCCUGGUCCGUGAGUUUUGGUGGGUGGCCCUCUCUUGGUUUGUUGUGGUGCCAUAUUCUUUCAAUUUUUUAAUAAUGGAUUUAAUGGUGCUCCGUGGGAUGUUCAAAGUUUCAGAUUUUUUUUUAAAUAACACAACCCUGAUCUGUACUUCUUCACAACUUUGUCCCUGACCUGUUUGGAGAGCUCCUUGGUCUUCAUGGUGCCGCUUGCUUGGUGGUGCCCCUUGCUUAGUGGUGUUGCAGACUCUGGGGCCUUUUAGAACAUGUGUAUAUAUACUGAGAUCAUGUGACACUUAGAUUGCACACAAGUGGACUUUAUUUAACUAAUUAUGUGACUUCUUAAGGUAAUUGGUUGCACCAGAUCUUAUUUAGGGGCUUCAUAGCAAAGGGGGUGAAUACAUAUGCACGCACCACUUUUCCGUUAUUUAUUUUGUAUAAUUUUUUGAAACAAGUUAUUUUUUUCAUUCCACUUCACCAAUUUUGACUAUUUAGUGUAUGUCCAUUACAUGAAAUCCAAAUAAAAAUCCAUUUAAAUUACAGGUUGCAAUGCAACAAAAUAGGAAAAACGCCAAGGGGGGUGAAUACUUUUGCAAGGCAGUGUAUAAGCUAUAUGUCUUAAUAUAUGUGUGUCAGCAGGAGGCGGAGGCCCAUGAGGAGCUGGCCCUGGCUCUAGCUCGGGGUUUGCAGCUGGAUAUCCAGCACUCCAGCAGGGACUCCUUGCAGUGCUCCAGUGGCUACAGCACCCAGAACACCACGCCCUGCUGCUCUGAGGACACCAUACCCUCACAUGGUACUGUAGUGUGUAUGUGUGUCUCCCACUGCAUGUUAGGGGUAAUCGACGUCAGUCUUUAAUAUAUACAGUAUAAACUCAAUGUAUGGGAUAUUUGAUAGGGAUCCACUCACUUUGAAUUGUAGUGAAACAAUAGUAGGUAAUAGUCAUGUUUUGACUGAAGGAUGUGAACCUCUGUCUAAUGGCAUUUUCUUAUCAACAACCAUAGGCAUGAAAAAUGUGUAUUUGAAGUGUACUGUAGGUUAAAAGUGUAGGUGACAAUGAUCCUCAUCCACAUAUUAUCUCGUCCCACCAGUGUCCGACUACGACUACUUCUCCGUUGGUGGCGACCAGGAGACAGACCAGCCCGACUUCAACAAGUCCUCCACCAUCCCCCGCAACAGUGACAUCAGCCAGUCCUACCGCAACAUGUUCCAGGCCAAGCGGCCGGCCUCCACAGCGGACAUCCCCCCCACAGCCCCCUCCCCUGGCAGUAUUGUCACCCCCGGGGUGGCCACCAUCCGCCGCACCCCCUCCUCCAAGCCCAACCUGCGCCGGUCCUCCGGAGGAUUGGGUCUGGGCCCCAUCCCCAUCAAGCCCCCCAUGAUCCCCGUCAAGACGCCCACUGUCCCCGAGCACCCCGGGGUGUUCUUCAGAGGAGAGAGCGAGGGAGGGGGACCGCUGAGCCCCCAGAGCCCACUCUCUUCAGCGGGGGACAUCGGCUUGGUGUCUCCCAAGGCACCCUGGGACGCUCCGGCCUCCUCUGAUCCAUCCACUCCCCCACCUCAUCCUGGUAGUAGGCUGUCGGAGUGGGACCGUGAGGCCCUGCCGGAGGUUCAGGAGGAGGAGCCUGGCUGCGGCGAGGGGGAAGAUGUGCUCUUGGCCAUACGGCGAGGGGUCAAGCUGAAGAAGACGAUGUCCAACGACCGGUCGGCGCCGCGAAUAGUGUGA